AUGCCUAUUAUUUCAGCCAUCAUCGCGUUUACCAUCCAUCAACAUGAUAUCAGGUCUGUUGUAGAUCUGGGCGCGCAACAAGCCCGCAGACGGCCACGUAAACCAGAAAUGCGCCCCCAAAGGGUCGACGACCCCAGUGAAGAAGCCCCCGACGGCCCAGAAGGGGUCGGUGAAGACCCCGGGCCCCAAGGCCCAGCAGCAGGCAGUCGCCAAAGCGCCGCCCCCCGUCCCCGUCAAGAAGGACAACAAGAAGAAGAGGCACCAGCAGCACGACCUCAUAGUCACCAUCAACCUGGUCAGUGACUUGAACUAUA
Nezara viridula (southern green stink bug) is the source of this 314-nucleotide messenger RNA. The record is from the annotation of a GenBank genome assembly. Lineage: Eukaryota; Metazoa; Arthropoda; Insecta; Hemiptera; Pentatomidae.